AGGUUAAAAGUUUGCGACUUCCUCCAUAAGGUAAUCAGUCUCGGGAAAUAUCGUGGCAUCACGUGCACACCACAAUGGCGGAAGCAGAAGAGGAAGCUUUGGAAAUAUUAUUGAACAAGGCUACCAGUCCUCUAAACAGGGAGGUUGAAGUAGACUUUAUGAAUGGGUUCUGUGACCAGGUGAACCAGGAACUAGAUGGUCCCAUGACCGCUGUGAGGCUGUUGGCACAUAAAAUACAGUCUCCACAAGAAAGAGAAGCUCUCUAUGCUCUGACAGUUUUAGAAGCAUGUGUAAAAAAUUGUGGCAAGAGGUUUCACCAAGAAAUUGGGAAGUUCAGAUUUUUGAAUGAAUUGAUUAAAGUUGUUUCUCCAAAGUAUUUAGGUACAAAGACGACGGAUAAAGUCAAAACAAAAUGUAUUGAAUUAAUAUACAGCUGGACAGUUGGACUGCGACAUGAAGCAAAAAUAUCAGAAGCAUACGAGAUGUUAAAAAGACAGGGGAUUGUGAAAGAAGAUCCUGUAUAUAUUGACAAGGAGGAUAUUCCUGUUCCACCACCAAGACCACAUAAUAGCAUAUUUGAUGAUGAGGAAAAGUCUAAGCUGUUAUCUAGGCUGCUGUCAAGUAAACAUCCCGAGGAUCUCCAGGCUGCUAACAGACUCAUAAAAAACAUGGUAAAACAGGAUGCUGAAAAAACAGAAAAGAAGGCCAGGAGACAUACAGAAUUAGAAACUGUAAACAAUAAUGUAAAACUCCUGGGAGAUAUGUUAUCACAUUAUAAACCAGGAGAGGGAACCGCAUCAGAUAUAGAAAUAAUGAAGCAAUUGUAUGAAACACUCGACAAACAUCGGCCAAAUCUUUUCCGUCUUGCAAGUGACGCAGAUGAAAAAGACGAUGAAGGCAUCAGUGCCAUUUUAAAAGCUAAUGAUGAAGUUGGUCGUGUAAUGGGCCAGUAUCGUAGAUUGGUAGAUGGAACGACCCAGGAAAAUGGGGUGGCUGCAGCAGGAGAUAAAGGCAACAGUUCUGAUCUAUUGGAUCUGAACUUUGACACCCCUAUGCUGGGGGACACCAGUUCCUCUGCACUGCCUGCUUCAGCACCUGCCUCUGGAGCCUCAACCUUAGAUGAAGAUUUAGCUUCCUUAGGUAUAAGUGCUAGUUCAAACAGUGCUACCCAAGCCUCAGGUGCUGGUUCCCAAGACCUUGGUAUUAGUUCCAGUGGAGAUUUAAAUCAGUUUGGAGACUUCUUCAAACCUUCAUUAGUUACAGGCAGUACAACAGCUUUUUCAACCAAUCCUUCAUCAGCGUUUGCAAACUUCAAUCAACAACCACAGAUGAUUCCUCCCCCAAGGAUGCAGCAACAGGGAAAUGCCAGUUCAAGUUUCAUGCAAGGUAGUAUACCCUCAGCCAACAUGAACAGGCCAUACCCUAUCCAGACAGCUGGGGCCCCCAUCAUGGCUUCUUCUGUUGCUCCUACUGCACACACAGAAAAUGCUGCUCCACAGCUUUCUCAACAGAAAGCAAUGGCAGAUUUGGAUGAGCUGGGAAAAACUGUUCUUCAAAAGCACAAAGCUGAUACCAAUGUUAAAACUUUUAUUCCACCUCCUAGCCAACCGGUCAAAGUUCCCUUAAACCAGAUGCAAAAGUCCGGUGCAGGUGCACCCCUGGUCUCUCCUUCCUCACCAGGAGGACAGGCAAGUCCAGCAAAAAGGACAGAUACAUCAGUUCAACCCUUGACAGAUGUGUUUGUACCUUUAGAGUCUAUACAACCAGGAUCAACAUCCCCUUUAAACGCAUAUGAUAAAAAUGGACUGAAAAUAAUAAUUCACUUUGGGAAGGAUCGGCCCAGGGCUGAUGUGAUGGUAAUGGUGGUGUCAGUCAUGAGUACCAACACUAGUGCUGUGAAGGCAUUAAGUUUUCAGGCUGCAGUACCUAAAACUAUGAAGGUGAAACUGCAGCCUCCCUCAGCAACAGAUUUACCAGCUUUCAAUCCUAUAUUGCCUCCCUCUGCUAUUACUCAAGUCAUGCUGCUAGCCAAUCCACACAAGGAAAAGAUAAGAGUAAAAUUCAAGCUGACCUUUACCAUGAAUGACACUCCUGUGACAGAUGUGGGGGAAAUUUCUAAUUUCCCUGAAGAAAGCCUCUUGUGAUGCCAGUUUAGCACUAUACCAAAGCAUACAGAGAAAAAUAUGCUUUUCACUGAAAGACCUUGGGCAAUUUUAAAAAUUGCAUUCACUGACUUUGACUUCAAUGACAUCAGUGAAAGGUACAGCCUUAUCUACAUAGACCAGUUGAUUGCAAAAAU
Messenger RNA from Lingula anatina, 2299 nucleotides. RefSeq names its product ADP-ribosylation factor-binding protein GGA1. Lineage: Eukaryota; Metazoa; Brachiopoda; Lingulata; Lingulida; Lingulidae. Gene Ontology annotation, biological process: protein localization to cell surface; intracellular protein transport; Golgi to plasma membrane transport. The record is from RefSeq and is a predicted model, not a curated record. Gene Ontology annotation, cellular component: trans-Golgi network. Gene Ontology annotation, molecular function: ubiquitin binding; small GTPase binding; phosphatidylinositol binding.